This is a messenger RNA of Thunnus maccoyii (southern bluefin tuna), 494 nucleotides long. RefSeq names its product ribosomal protein, large P2, like (gene rplp2b). Gene Ontology annotation, cellular component: cytosolic large ribosomal subunit; ribosome. Gene Ontology annotation, biological process: cytoplasmic translational elongation. Bases 109 to 453 code for a protein of 114 amino acids. The record is from RefSeq and is a predicted model, not a curated record. Gene Ontology annotation, molecular function: structural constituent of ribosome. NCBI's taxonomy places the organism in Eukaryota, Metazoa, Chordata, Actinopteri, Scombriformes, Scombridae. The transcript has 5 exons.
UAAAACCGAAGAAGAAGUGAGGUUUCUUCCGGUUUCACUCUGUGACGUAUCUUCCUUUCUGUCCGUGCUAACCUCGGAGUGAACACGCGCCCGCCCGUCUAACUCAAGAUGCGUUACGUUGCUGCUUACCUGCUCGCUGCCCUUGGUGGCAAUGAAAGCCCCGCAGCCAGCGACCUCAAGAAGAUCCUGGACAGCGUAGGCAUUGAGGCUGAUGACACACGCAUGGAGAAGGUCAUCUCUGAGCUCAAAGGCAAGAAUGUGGAUGAGGUGAUCGCCACAGGUUACAGCAAGCUGGCCAGCGUACCAGCAGGCGGUGCCGUAGCCGUUGCCAGCUCUGCGGCUGGUGGCGCUGGCGGAGCUGCAGCCCCUGCUGCAGCUGAGGAGAAGAAGGAAGAGAAGAAAGAAGAGUCUGAGGAGUCCGAUGACGACAUGGGAUUCGGCCUGUUCGACUAAACUUCCCCAAUUGAUGAAUAAAGUUUAUAAAAAAAAAUGUC